Messenger RNA from Actinia tenebrosa (Australian red waratah sea anemone), 2099 nucleotides. RefSeq names its product lysophospholipase D GDPD1. NCBI's taxonomy places the organism in Eukaryota, Metazoa, Cnidaria, Anthozoa, Actiniaria, Actiniidae. Gene Ontology annotation, molecular function: phosphoric diester hydrolase activity; phosphatidylcholine lysophospholipase A1 activity. Gene Ontology annotation, cellular component: endoplasmic reticulum membrane. Gene Ontology annotation, biological process: glycerophospholipid catabolic process. The record is from RefSeq and is a predicted model, not a curated record.
UGUCAAGGGGGGUGGUACAGGUGACGGUGAGUCUGCAGUUCUUUGUCAGUCGGUCAAGUAACCAGUAGACUUGGAAAUAUUUUGACAGCCAAGAAUAGAAAAAUAUGUACCAGUAUGUCCUUCCAGUCGUCUUACCUCUAGUAGGAGGCUAUAUUUUGAGUUCAGCGAUAUUAUUUUACCGUCCUGAGCUUAUUCAUACGAAGAAAAAGACAAAAUUUCGAUGUCGGCAUAUCAGUCAUCGCGGAGGAGCAGGCGAAAAUCGUGAAAAUACCAUGACAGCAUUCCGACAUGCCAUAGAGAAUGGAAGUGAGAUGUUAGAAAUCGACUUGCAAUUAACUGCAGACAAUCAAGUUGUAGUUUGUCAUGAUGAUAAUUUGUUGAGAGUGGCAGGUUUAGAUUGCAAUGUUUCUAAACUCAAUUAUCAGGACCUUCCACCGUUGAUGAGAAGAAUCCCUAUACAGUUUCAUCCAGGUGAAAUAUGCAGUCCAAAAAAUGAUGAUAGGCAAAUUCCUUUGUUGUCCAGUGUAUUUGAAGCAUUCCCAGAUAUACCAAUCAAUAUAGACAUCAAAUUUAACUCUGAUGAACUAAUUGAAAAGACAAAUCAGCUUAUAUGUGAAUACAACAGGGAACAUCUCUGUGCAUGGGGAAACGUCAACAGUGAUAUCACUGAAAGAUGUCACAAACAUAACCCGAAUAUCCCUCUUCUUUUCUCAUUCCACCGCUGUGGAAUUCUUCUCUUAUUAUUUUAUACUGGUUUGCUGCCAUUUGUACCUCUCAAGGAAUCCUUUCUUGAAAUUAUGCUGCCAAAAGUUAUGUUAAGACGUUUUGAGAUUCCAGGAUCUUUGAGGUUGAUAUGCUAUCUCGCUGACUGGUUGUUGAUAAGACCGUCACUUUUCAAACACCUCGAGAAAAGAGGAAUCCAGACGUAUCUAUGGGUCUUGAAUGAAGAUGAAGAAUUUGAACUUGCAUUUGAUAGGCUCAAAGUAGCAGGGGUGAUGACAGAUUAUCCAGUCAAGUUGAUGGAAUACUUAAAAACCAGAGAUACUAACAAUGAAUCAAAUCAUUUGCUAAAUUAAAUCACAAAUCCAGCUCCAAUUUCAAGUUCUCUUUUGCACAUUCUUAGCCUUGAUAUGUGUGAUGUAUUCAAUAUUAAUAGUUGUCUGUGGCAAUGGUAAAGGCGUGCAUAAAUAGAGGAUUUUACGUGGGCGCACGGAGAUACGAAAUUUAUCUUCAAGUGUUGAAAAGAUCUCACACAAGUGAGUGCAGCGAAUGAGUGAGAGAUAUUCAACACAAGAAGAUAAAUUUUGUACCUCCAAGCGCCCAUGUAAUAUUCUGUUUAUUAUAUAUCCAUCCAUAAAAUCAACCUAACAAGUCUUUUAUUAUUAUAAACAGUUUUUAUUUAUAAACUAAUAGCUUAAAUACACAAGGUAACUAUAUUUUCACAUGUGAAAAUAUCAGUUUUKCRAAAAGGAKAAAUAWWGGYAUUUUAUGGAUAAUCAUAUGAUAACAAUACAAACUUUGAGUUGAUCUACAAGAGUUUUGAUUAAGGACCUUUCAUUUUUUAUCAGGGAGGGAGGACUGUGGGAUUCAUAUUCCACAAUAAUCCCUCUAAACCCUCUCUUCACUUUUACAUUGUUUUCUUUUUAUUGGAAAAGUGCUGUGCAACCGGCUGGAUUCUUUGUGUCCCCAUCUUUAAUGAUGCCCCCACAAAUCCCACUCCUCCUUUCCUCCCCAGUAAAAAAGGAUGGUCCUUUAUAUUCUAAUAUACUUCAAUAUUUUUUUGUAUGUUUUGAAAAUGUAUUACUAAAUUGUCUCAAUGAUUCUGCAGUAGGUUUAUCAUAAAAAACAUUUGACCAGCUUAGUUUAGAUAUGAAGUAUUUCUUUUAUCUACUCUAGUAAAUGAAUUGGAUAAAUUAUCAUUAAUUAAACAAUUAAGCAACCCCUAACAUUACCUUGCUGUCAUAAUUCAUUAGAACAAUUAUUUGUAGUUCAUUGCUAAUUUAUAAGUGGCUCUUGUGUCACAAUUACAAGGCCCUGUCGCUCAACUGGAAUAGUAUCAUUAAUAGUGCCUCUGUGAAUAAAUCAUUUCCUACUCUGGA